Molecule: messenger RNA, 2232 nt
Organism: Lineus longissimus
Lineage: Eukaryota; Metazoa; Nemertea; Pilidiophora; Heteronemertea; Lineidae
Product: aquaporin AQPAn.G-like
Exons: 3
Coding region: 488-1351 (287 amino acids)
Biological process (GO): water transport; transmembrane transport
Cellular component (GO): plasma membrane
Molecular function (GO): water channel activity
Source: RefSeq, a predicted model, not a curated record
GUGACUGGUCUCCUGGAUUUCCCGCGUUAGAUAUCGGCUCCACGCGUCUUGUACUCUUGACAGUAUUUUCUUAAUGGCAAACGUCGGAAUAUGACCACUUAAUGGUUUCAAGAAGGUGAACGGAUAGACUCGAGAAACUCCAAUUCUGGAUUAAAAUUAGUGUUAAUCAUGGCCUAUUCUUAGCGGAAUAGAAGAAGUGAUUUAAAGGUUUUAAGCAUAAUCAAAUGGGGAGGUGGACAAUGUGGCCUCAAGUGUAUAUCUCAACGAUAUUGUGCCAAAUUUCUGACAUAAGUCAAUGAUAACAAUUGAGGAUAAAAGUUUGACAUGCGUGUAUAUGUUUGUGUCAUCUAGAUAGUAAACGUAAACACUCAUACAUAAAGUGCGUCGUCUCUAAUCGAUUUUUUGGGGCAAAAGUUCAUACUAAAAUCGGGGACAGAUAGCGGUUUUAUAAGCUCUCUCUCUAACGGGACGAUCAUAUAGACACCAGAUGCCAGAAGAGACGUGUUGUACGCGCUUCUUGCGUAAGGCCAUGUCGACUAGCGUAGAUGACUUAAGGAACCCCCUAUUUUGGCGGGCAUGCGUCGGUGAGUGUCUGGGGACUCUAUUCCUAACUCUAGUCGGCUGUGGGUCGUGUAUAGGAUGGGACGACAGUACCCCGACGGUGGUGCAAAUUGCCCUGGCGUUUGGGUUAAGUGUGGCGACCAUGGUGUGGUGUUUAGCGGACAGUAGCGGUGGUCACAUCAAUCCUGCUGUGACUAUGGGAAUGUUAGUGACAAGAAAAAUAUCAGUGGCAAGGACUGGGUUUUAUAUUCUCUCGCAGUGCGGGGGUGCAAUCGUGGGCGCUGGAAUACUCAGGGGCAUGACGCCAUUUGAAAGGGUUGGAGCCCUUGGCCAGACUCUUCUAAACACGGGUAUGACACCGGCGCAGGGAUUCGCUGUGGAAUUCAUGAUUACAAUAGUGCUGGUGUUCACGGUAUUCUCGACGUGUGAUGGGACGAGAGACGAUCUCAAAGGGUCGGGACCACUUGCUAUAGGAUUAUCUGUUACGAUGUGUCAUCUUUUUGCUGUGAAGUUUACUGGUUCAAGCAUGAAUCCUGCUAGAAGUUUUGGACCAGCCGUUAUCAAUGGGAACUGGAAAGACCAUUGGGUAUACUGGAUUGGUCCUCUCUUGGGCGGCGCUGUGGCUGCCAUUCUCUACGAAUACGUCUUCGCUGGAGAUGCUACUCUUAGUCGAGCCAAAGGUUACCUCUUAGCAAGUACGGGAACCAACAGCGACAAAACACCACGAACAAUCGAUCAUCAACGAAAAGAUGACAUUGAAGUCGUGGAGGAGAAGACCUCUACAGUCUGACUAGGCGUAGACAAUAACGCCGCAUGGCGGCAUUUGAAAAAUUCAGGUGUUUGGAGUAAAAAGAACAGCGACUGCAGUCAGUCCGACGGUGGUUGUAUGUCGCGGGUGCCCGCAUGGAAAAGUAGCCCCGUACGUAGGCUAAGCGGUGUCAGCAAUAACCAUUCAGAUCAGAGGUCUACAUGCUCGAAAAGUUCGCCUCCACCUUGGACAGAGCGGGUGGAUACGGUCUCGGAUCGGAUUGGUUCCAACCGUGCCGAGAGUUCAUGUGACUCCGCGACGGAGCUUGUGAAUUUAAACAGUCCAGGGCAGAGUCUGAAAAGCUCCAAGAGCACAGAAGUAGAAAUAUGUGUGUAAUCAGUGUUCCAUAGAAGGGCGCUUUUGUAUGAGAAAGCGAUGUACAUUUCAAGGAAUCAAACUCGCACUACGAGUUCAGUAAAAAUGGAUUUAGCCCACUUUUUCUCAUAGACUUGCAGUACAUCCCCGCUACGCGAAGCGAACGCCGGUCUCAUUGUUCGACCUCCGAAUAACGUUGUCAAACAAUGUGAUAGCCGUUUCACGUUGACGUUUCGGGGGCUUUCCGAAAACUCCCGAUAUGUUUAACUUUCCGUUCAUUACUAGGAUAUAUACACGAGUGUACAUAUUUACCAACAAUUCCAAUACAAUUGUGAUGUCAUGAUUUUUCCAUGAUUGAAAUGAAACCAUGUGUCAGAAGAUUGAGUUUCUCCAUGAUCGUUCCUCGAGUUGAAAUUGGAGUUUGCAAUGCAUCAAAACGAUUGUACGGCCUCGAGAUUUUUGAAUCAACCGUCUGUGUUGACCAUGUAUUCGUUCUUGUUUGUAAAUAAUGAUUCUUCCACAAGUAAAAUCCUUACUUCCUUCCUUCC